AUGUCGAUUUUAGAAGAAGCCAGAGAACUUGUAAAGAACCAACAAUACGAACAGGCUGAAAAAGUCUAUCUGGACCUCCUCAACAGGGAUGUUAAGACCAUCUCGGAGAAGAAUAAGAACGAACAGGAGACAUGCAUCUUGGAAUUGGGAGAAUUGUAUGUCACAACUUCAGCAAAGGAGAAAUUACGAGACUUUAUCCCUCAUUCUACCGAAUACAUGAUGCAAUUUGCUAAAUCUAAGACCGCUAAGGUAUUAAAGACAUUGAUUGAAAAAUUCGCAAACGUUCCAGAUUCAUUAGAUGACCAAAUAUUUGUAUGUGAGAAGAGUAUUGAAUUUGCUAAGAAUGAGAAAAGAAUCUUCUUGAAACAUUCUCUCGAGAUUAAGUUGGCUACUUUGCAUUAUCAAAAGAAACAAUAUAAGGACUCUUUGCAACUAAUCAAUGAACUGUUGACUGAAUUUAAGAAAUUGGAUGACAAACCAUCCUUGGUUGAUGUUCAUCUAUUGGAGAGUCAAGUUUACCAUAAAUUAAGGAAUUUGGUUAAGUCCAAAGCUGCACUAACAGCGGCAAGGACUGCUGCUAACUCGAUUUAUUGUCCAUCUGUUACCAUGGCUGAAUUGGAUUUAAUGAGUGGUAUUCUACAUUGUGAAGACAAAGAUUAUAAGACAGCAUUUUCAUAUUUCUAUGAAAGUUUUGAAAAUUUCCAUAACUUAACUACCAAGAAGUCGUAUGAAAAAGCUUGUCAAGUUUUAAGAUAUAUGCUAUUAUCAAAGAUUAUGCUAAAUCUAAUUGACGAUGUUAAAAACAUUUUGAAUGCCAAAUACACAAAAGAAACUUAUCAAUCUCGCGAAAUCGAUGCAAUGAAAGCGGUAGCAGAAGCAUAUAAUAACAGAUCAUUACUUGAAUUUAACACGGUUUUGAAACAAUUCCAAAAGGAACUAAUGGGCGAUGAUCUUACCAGAUCUCAUUUUAAUGCUCUAUAUGAUACCUUGUUGGAAUCCAAUUUAUGCAAAAUUAUUGAACCAUUUGAAUGUGUAGAAAUAUCUCAUAUCUCAAAAAUGAUCGGAUUGGAUGCUCAACAAGUAGAAGGUAAACUAUCACAAAUGAUCUUGGAUAAAGUAUUUUAUGGGGUUCUAGAUCAAGGUAAUGGGUGGUUGUACGUUUACGACACGCCGCAUCAAGAUGCCACCUAUGAUUCCGCAUUAGAGCUGGUUGGUGAAUUAAACACCAUCAUAGAUCAACUAUUCGAAAAGGCAAGUAUACUAUAUUGA
This is a messenger RNA of Naumovozyma castellii, 1269 nucleotides long. It is a transcript of the gene RPN6, whose product is annotated as proteasome regulatory particle lid subunit RPN6. The transcript has a single exon. The record is from RefSeq and is a predicted model, not a curated record. Bases 1 to 1269 code for a protein of 422 amino acids. Lineage: Eukaryota; Fungi; Ascomycota; Saccharomycetes; Saccharomycetales; Saccharomycetaceae.